Messenger RNA from Chaetomium fimeti, 779 nucleotides. RefSeq lists its product as uncharacterized. The coding region runs from base 345 to 656 and encodes 103 amino acids. The transcript is spliced from 2 exons. The record is from RefSeq and is a predicted model, not a curated record. NCBI's taxonomy places the organism in Eukaryota, Fungi, Ascomycota, Sordariomycetes, Sordariales, Chaetomiaceae.
GGCUACUAUGCAUAAUCGGACCGUUCCUCGUAGUCGUCGCCACUCCAACUAUCCGUCUUAUGGACCUUGACUAUCGGACCUUGAUUCUAAACUAAACAGGGGUCUUUGCUUCUUUCUUUCGACUUGCGGCAAGUUGUCCCGCUGCGUCCUAUGGUUGCUGUUGCGUUGGAAGCAGCAGUGCGAAGGACGUGCAAUCACCAACGACCGAAUACUAUAAAGCCGGUCUGGUCCAACCACCCAGUCAGUCUUCAGAGGCACCACCCCUUCAUCACAACAUCUUCCAUCCAUAUCACAAACAUUUCCAUUCAAGCAUACACGAAAGAACAACUUCGAAUUCGCUCAACAUGAAGCUUCUCUUCCCCGUCCUUGCCUCUGUGGCUCUCGCAGCUGCCGCUGAGAAAGUCUACUCGCCAUCGGCCGACAUUACUUGCAACUCGGGCGCCAACGGCGGUUGGGAAUGUUAUCGCGGUCAAGAUGGAGAUGCUGAAGUCCAAGAGGUCGUGAUUCACAAAGGGCUCGAGGCUCGACAUGAGAAAAGACAAGGCUCAUGCGACAUUAACUUGCCGUGGGUCUCGGCUUGUGCGAUUAGCUGCGCGACGCAGCUGUGUAACAGAUCUUGGUGCGAGAAGGGUAUUUGCCACUGCGCCGAAUGUUGAGAGGGCUUUGGCAGCGUUCAGUAUGGAACAUCAUGCUACGCGAGUUGCGAGAGCAGGACUGGGGGUUGGUUAUGUGCAGAGUGCAUUGGGUCAAGUCGCUGUUUGUUUAACUUAGUCGCUCCU